AACAUUUCGGGGAGGUCUGAGCGUGUGGAGACGGGCGGGAAGCUAUAAAAACAGCCUGUCCCAGGUUAGACCCCAACGCUCAGGGAGCACCAUAAUGGACGGCAAGAGAAAGAUGCGAGCGAGCACGAAUGGUUCUUAUAACGACUACAUGGAAGAUUUUGACGACCAGGUGUAUGUCCCACAGAGAGCAUCCACCAGGAGGAGGCCAGGUGUUGACUUCACCAAGCUCACGCUGGCUUCCUUGAAGCGGUAUCGGCACAUUUUCAAGCUGGGGGACGUGCCAGGUGGCACAAAGGAGGACCUCAUCCCGGGCAUCCAGCGCCAUUUUGCUCAGCAGGUUGUGGACGAGCAGGACAUCCUCAUAGCCUUUGCUAGCACAGUGAGGCGGCAGAGCUUGGAAUACAACGGCAUCCCGAUGGUCAAAAAGCCGCGCAACGGCCUGAAGGGUGUGGCAAAGGUUGUCCGGUGAACCGAGCAUUUCCUGGCUUGACGUGCUCACCGCUGCCUUUCAGAAUCUGCCCACAUCCUGCUGUGGGUGGGAGUGUGGUGUCUCUACUGAGGCAGUGGUCUAGGAAGAAUGCUGCACAGCUGACCGUUGUAUGCAGCCCCUUGAAUAUCUUGAAAGGUGACAACGGGUGCCACAGUGUGGAGAAGAUUAUGCAAUUUUUGUCUUGAUUAAUUUUACUGAUGAGCAACUUGGCGACACAGUCGAGUCAUAGCAGGCCAACUUCUAAACGUAGGGAAUGUAGUACAGGCAGGCCAGGAUAGUCUUUUUUGCGCUUUCCACGGUAGGAAAGGUGUGCGGGAACAUGAGAGUGAGGGUGUCAGCAUUGGCCUAAAGCGCAGAGCUUUUGUCACGUUUGCCUGCACAAGCUUUAAAUAUUCUGCUGCUUGAUGCGCGCGCCAGUCCCGAACAUGCCUGACCUGUUGCCUGUGACCUGACUCAUGUUUGAUGGGUUCUGCAUAUGGGAAUUGUUGAGCAAUGAAUGGCUGCCUUGACUGGGGUUCAAGCUGGUAGGUAUGCUCAUGCGUGGGCUGGCUGCCAUCGGAGGCCCCUCAAAGAGCAGGGUUGUGCGACAUGAUUGCCUUUGUACACAUGUGAUAUCGGCAUUAUUUGGCAGAUAGGAUUGCUUGGAAAACAAAAGCUGUGUCGAGAUGAAGUGAGGAGCCCAAUGGUAAUAUGAGACAGAUCUGC
Molecule: messenger RNA, 1195 nt
Organism: Coccomyxa subellipsoidea C-169
Lineage: Eukaryota; Viridiplantae; Chlorophyta; Trebouxiophyceae; Coccomyxaceae
Exons: 5
Coding region: 95-469 (124 amino acids)
Biological process (GO): regulation of DNA-templated transcription
Cellular component (GO): histone deacetylase complex
Molecular function (GO): protein binding; transcription coregulator activity
Source: RefSeq, a predicted model, not a curated record